CCCGAGCACGCCUACCUGUGCCAGAUCUACAACCUGACGCUCCUCUGCAUGGAGGAUUACAUCGUGGAGCCCCAGUCGGUGCAGUUCCUGGUGCAGCACGGCUUCGACUUCAACAAGCAGUACUCCCAGGGCAUCCCCUACCACAAGGGCAACGACAAGGGCAAUGAGAACCAGAGCCAAAGCGUUCGGAGUUUUUUUCUGGAGCUCAUACGAGCAAAGAAGCCUCUGAUUCUCCACAACGGCCUGAUCGACCUGGUCUUCCUGUACCAGUGCUUCUACGCUCACCUCCCAGACAACCUUGGCACCUUCACUGCCGACCUCUCGGAAAUGUAAAAAAACAAGUACGCUUCCGAGUUUGAGACCCGCUUUGUAGCAUCCUACCUGGAGUACGCUUACAAGAAGUGCCAUCGAGAGAACUGCAAGCUGAAGGAGUCCAGCAGCCAGCACCUCGCCAUGGAGUUCUGCAGCUACCCUGCCAGCAUGUCCCGCUACAUCGACUAUCGCCACUGCUCCCUGGAAGAAAGGCACAGCGAGGGAGGGGGAAACACGGUGCCUGCCUAUGGCUGGUGUCCCAAAGGGGUGAAGUGUCCGCAGUCCCAUAACAUUGACCUCAUAAUCGAUGAGGAUGACAAGCUUUGGGAGGAGAAGCGGAAGAAACGGAAGCACAAGUGGAAACGUCGGAAGAACACAGAAAAGCUCACAAAGGCUUUGGAACAGGAAAGCCCGGGAAAAGAAAUGGAGCUGGCUCAGAACGGGGAGGAGGGACCGCCACGAAAACAGAGCUGCUACGAGCCUGCAGCUGCCGGGGAGCUGGCAGAGAUCACACCAAGCACUGAGGAGAGGCUGCUGGGGGAGAACUCCACGGACAUGGAGCCAGAGGGCAGCUCGGACAUCGGCGCACACCAGGAAGGGGAUCUGGGGGAUGCUGCAGGAACUGCUGCCCAGGUAGCUGCUGCUGUGAGCCCUUCUGCCAAGGGAAACACCUCUGACAGCGACCAAGCGGAGGGGAAAUCGGAGGUUCCCGCUGGGGUGGACUCAGUCAAUCACACAGACAUCCCUGAGACCAAAGCAGCAUGUGCUGUGGAAAAGGAAACCCACGGGCCACCUUCCCAGGGGGGCACGCACCGAGCUGGCUUUGAUGCCUUCAUGACUGGUUAUAUCAUGGCUUACGUCUGGAUGCUCAAGAAAGGCAAGAACACGGACGCUGAUGCAGGGCCCUGGUUGCCAGACUGCCACAACAAACUGUACCUCAGUGGGAAAUCGGUGCCGCUUCAGAUAGUGAAGAGCUUGUUCUCUAAGUCUUCCAAAGCUCACAGCCAGAAGAUGAAGCUGGCCUGGGCCAGUGGAUAG
This is a messenger RNA of Mesitornis unicolor (brown roatelo), 1350 nucleotides long. RefSeq names its product target of EGR1, member 1 (nuclear) (gene TOE1). Lineage: Eukaryota; Metazoa; Chordata; Aves; Mesitornithiformes; Mesitornithidae. Gene Ontology annotation, molecular function: 3'-5'-RNA exonuclease activity; snRNA binding. Gene Ontology annotation, cellular component: Cajal body; cytoplasm. Gene Ontology annotation, biological process: snRNA 3'-end processing. The record is from RefSeq and is a predicted model, not a curated record.